This is a messenger RNA of Taeniopygia guttata (zebra finch), 2149 nucleotides long. RefSeq names its product protein arginine methyltransferase 3 (gene PRMT3). Gene Ontology annotation, molecular function: histone methyltransferase activity; protein-arginine N-methyltransferase activity. NCBI's taxonomy places the organism in Eukaryota, Metazoa, Chordata, Aves, Passeriformes, Estrildidae. Gene Ontology annotation, cellular component: nucleus. Gene Ontology annotation, biological process: peptidyl-arginine methylation, to asymmetrical-dimethyl arginine; chromatin remodeling. The record is from RefSeq and is a predicted model, not a curated record.
GGAAGCGGCGCGCGCGGGGCGGCGGCGGGACAUGGAGCGUGAGGGGGAGAUGCGGGACACGGAGCGUGACAUGCCGGACAUGGAGCCUCAGGGGGAGAUGCCCGAGCUGUCCGACGGCGAGGGCGCCUGGGACGACGAGGAAGAGGAGGAGGAGGAAGGUGCCGCCGUGGCCCAGCAGACCCGCUGCCUCUUCUGCGACAGGUUGUUUAGUUCUGCUGAAGCCGUGUUCUCCCACUGCAAAACAGAGCAUCAGUUUGAUGUUCGUGAUGUGAUCCAGAAACAUGGACUUGAUUUUUAUGGAUACAUUAAACUAAUAAACUUUGUCAGAUUAAAGAAACCAACUGGAGCCUAUUUGAGUUCUCUCAGCAGCCCACUACCUUGGGAAGAAGAGGAAUAUCUGAAACCAGAACUGGAAGAUGAUCUCCUGCUUCAGUUUGACAUAGAAGAUCUUUGUGAGCCUGUAAAAGUUUUGCCUUCUAAUGGUUUAAGCGAUACCAUGGUGCUCCUUGAACAAUUAAAACAUGCGGAACAGAGAGCCAGAGCUGCAGAAGCAGCCUUGGCUAGAGCACAAGAUGAUCUUCAGAAAAUGAAACAAUUUGCUCAGGAUUUUGUGAUGAGCACAGAUGUCAAGAGCAGCUCGUCAUCCAGCGCCAUUGCAGACCUUCAGGAGGAUGAGGAUGGCGUUUACUUCAGCUCCUAUGGGCAUUAUGGGAUACACGAGGAGAUGCUAAAGGAUAAAGUCCGUACAGAGAGCUAUCGUGACUUCAUCUAUCAAAACCCACAUAUCUUCAAGGACAAGGUGGUUUUGGAUGUUGGCUGUGGAACUGGAAUACUCUCCAUGUUUGCUGCCAAAGCGGGUGCCAAGAAAGUGAUUGGAGUUGACCAAUCUGAAAUCAUCUAUCAGGCCAUGGACAUCAUUAGACUAAAUAAACUUGAAAAGAUUAUUACAUUAGUCAAAGGAAGAAUUGAGGAAGUUGAUCUGCCUUUGGAAAAAGUGGACAUAAUUAUAUCUGAGUGGAUGGGUUAUUUCCUUCUCUUUGAGUCAAUGCUGGAUUCUGUCAUCUAUGCGAAGGACAAGUACCUGGCAGAGGGAGGCUCAGUUUAUCCUGACUUGUGCACCAUCAGUCUGGUAGCUGUUGGGGAUAUGAACAAGCAUGUGGACAAGCUGCUUUUCUGGGAAGAUGUGUAUGGCUUUGACAUGUCUUGUAUGAAGAAAGCUGUCAUUCCAGAGGCUGUUGUGGAGGUGCUGGAUCCAAACACACUGAUAUCCACAGCCAGUGUCAUUAAGCAUAUCGACUGCAAUACUGCAUCCACUCCAGACUUGGAAUUCUCUUCAGAUUUCACCCUGAGCAUUACAAUGAGCACACAGUGUACAGCAAUUGCUGGUUACUUUGACGUAUUUUUUGAGAAGAACUGCCACAACAAGGUCUUGUUUUCAACUGGUCCCCAGUGUACCAAAACACACUGGAAGCAGACAGUUUUUCUCCUGGAGAAGCCAAUUCCUGUAGAAGCAGGAGAGGCCCUGAGAGGAAAGAUCACAGUCCGCAAAAACAGAAAGGAUCCGCGGUCCCUCUUCAUCACCCUCUCGGUGAAGGACACCCAGCAGACAUACAGCCUUCAGUGAAACUCUGUCCAUGGCUGGGAGGGGCUUCAUCCAAAUGCUGCAUUUGACUGCUGAUAGCUGUUCUGGAAUAUCCAAAAAUAGCAAACUCUUGGGUUUAUGUGUGUGUGCGCACACAAGAAUAUGGAAAAGUGUCCUAGAGCUGAGAUUUACAACAAAAUCAGAUCCUGCUGCUUCACGUGGUGUGAGGAAAGCAAGAAAGAUUGGUUUGGGUUACCUGAGACUUGCUAGGUGAGAAAAAAUGAGCCUGAAAUCUUCCUGUAAGGAACAAUAAAUAUGAUCUCUCAAUAAUGUUUUAUUUUUCCACUGGCAGAAUCCUUGUAUAGUAUUUUUUUGUGAAAGAAGCAGCUUAGUCAUGUGUCAGUGCACCUCAACAGUAGCUGGAAAAUCCCAAUGGGAAUAAUUUUUGAAUUCCAGCUGCAAGAUUGUGGCAACAAAGACAGUAUUUUUACUACACUUCUGCAGUUUAAAAGUUGUACACAUUUCAGUUACAUUUGUCUAAAUAAAUGACCCCAGUGUGAUAUAUAA